AUGGCUCACGUGCAGAAUCCGUUCGACCUUUUGACGGGUGGAGGCGGCGCGGGCGGUGCUUCUGACGGGGGCUCCAAGAAUCGCCGAAACCGGAAGAAGAAGCAGCAGCAAUCUCAGGGAGACGACCAGCAGCAACAGCAGCAGCAGCAGCAGCAGCCGCAACAGCCGCAGCAGCAGCAUAAGCAGGAGCCGGAGGUGGUUCAACCUGCACCGACCGAACCUCAGCCGCCAACAGCCGCUGCCGCUGCUUCGAUCGGCCAGCAAGCAGACGCAGCUUCCCCCGCAGCUUCCUCUGCACCUUCCGCCGCACCUUCCGCCGCGAAGAAGAAGAAGGGGAAAGGUGCAAAGGCGAGGCAGCCUCGAUGGGGGGACGAGGAGGAGGAACCAGCCAAUGGCGCAGUCGCUGCUCCUGAGAUCUCCUCCAAACCGGCAGAAAAAGCAGCCGCGCCGGCAGUUACGCCGUCAUCCCCGCCGGCGGCCGGCACGGAGAUUCCGCUUAUCAAAGAUCCCAAGGCGUACGAGACGGGGGGGCUGAUGCCGGCGGAAUGGGGAGCAGAAACAGCGCGGGAGGAAGCGUGGCAGCAGGGCGGGAAGAACAAAGGCGGAAAGCAGGCCAAAUCCGCGGGUGCCGCCACCGGCGCUGCUCCGGCUGCGCGUGGCGGGAAUGCCGGCGCUGCUGCUGCGCCUGCCCCGGGCGCGGGGGGAGCGAUCAGCGCGGAAGCGGCGGCGCUGGAGGCGGCGGCGGAGGCGUGCGGAAGGGAUGCGGAGGCGCGUGUGAGGCAGUGGCAUGACUGGACUGUGCGCGCGCAGCAACUGCCCGCGCCUGGCGCAUCAACGGCGUGGAAGGAGAUUUUCCUGAGGAGUCGAGCGCUGGAGAAGACAGUGGAGAGCUGCAUCACGCUGCCUCUGUACCCUCACCACCUGCCGCACCUCCAGGCGCUGCUCUCCGUGUCCCUGGGUCAUCAGGAGGCGGCUCAGGUGAUUUCUCAGGUGGCGUCGGACCUGUCUCAGGUGCUAUCCGAGGAAGGCGCCGCCCUGGGCCUCACAGGUGGAUCUGCAGGCAAGGGAGCAGCAGGAGGGGAUGUGCGUGCCGCAGCUGCGAAGGCUUUGGCUGCCGCCGUGACUGCAGUGAAGCUGGGCGGGUCUGGGUGGGCAGUGGAGCGCAUUGCAGCACAGCUUGGUGACGCUGGCGUGUCUUCAAAGCUGCAGGAGAUGCAGGCCAAGGCUGCGUCAAUGGAGCAUCAGCUGCAGCUCAUUGCGGCAGGAGGAGCAGCGGCAGCGGCAGCAGUGGGAGGCACGGCAGCAGCAGAGGAGGGAGGAGCAGCAGCUCGUGGCGUGCGGCUCUCCCAGCUGGUGAACAUAACAGAGUCGCGAAUCAACCUCCUGCUCUCCACCCUGCAAUCCCCAGCGCCAUCCCCUGCCGAAUCCUCCUCUCCUGCUGCAGCCGAAGCAGCCGCUGCUGCCGCCCAAGCAUUGCAGUCUGUGCGCGACCUCACAGCAGAGAUUGUCCGGCGGAAAAAACUGCAAUCCCCAGCGCCAUCCCCUGCCGAAUCCUCCUCUCCUGCUGCCGCCCAAGCGUUGCAGUCUGUGCGCGACCUCACAGCAGAGAUCGUCCGGCGGAAAAAACUCCCACCGGCACUUAGCUCCGCCGCUCAGGGGAAGGCAGGAAAGCUGGUUACCACAGCGGUUGCGGGGGUGGGUGGGGGGGGGGAAGCCGGCGCUGCUGCUGCGGCUGGCGGUAGUGCGGGAGGGGGACCAGCGGAGGGGGAGGGCGUGUGGGAGACGCAAGGGGGAGGAGGGAAGGGAGGGAAGAAGGGCGGGAAGAAGGGGGCUGGAGACAAGGGGAAAGCAGCACCAGCAGCAGCUGGAGCAGGGGCAGCAGCAGGGGCGGCUGCAGUGGAGGAGGCGAGGAGGAAGCUUGAAGAGGCAGCAGGGGAGAGUAGCAAGCUGCGGGGUCAGGUGGAGGCUGCAGAGGCAGAGGCAUCGAGGCUGCGGUCGCUGUGGCUGGAUGCAGAGGCGCGGAGGAAGCAGCUUGAAGAGGUGUUGGCUGCUGCCUCUGCUGCUGCUGCUGGCGGUGGUGCGAAGUCCCCUGCAGCAGCAGCCCAGAACGGAGUCCCGGCACCAGUAGCACCAGUAGCAGCGGUUCAGCCCGACCAGCAGCAGGGGCAGCAGCAGGGGCAGGAGGGGCAGCAGCUGACCCCAGAGCAGCUGCACCAGCUGCGGUGUGCGCAACAGCUGGGAGUGGUGCAUGCACUGGAAUCUGUGCUGCAGCGCCCCCACAUGCCCCUGCCAGGGCACGCCGGUGGGCCCUUCUCGGGAGCUCCGGAUCGGGAAGCGGCAGUGAUGGCAGUGGUGGGGCAGGCAGUGGAGAAUCACCUCAGUGCGCUCUCGGCGCUGCUGCACGCCAAGCUGGACCAGCUCAAAUCGGCCGGCGAGCGACUGCAGUUUUCACAGGAGAAGCUGCAGAAGAUGAAAGCAGAGAAGGAUGCUCUGAGGGGCAAGCCACAGCUGGCCGCAGCUCUCGCCAGGCCGCUGCAAGCCAUUGAGCAGAUGCACAAGACCCGAGUGAAUGAAGUCCAGUCAGUGAUGGCCGAGGCAGAGGCGCUGGAAGCAGCGCUGCAGAAGCCCCAGUUGCGGUCGGCAGUGGCGCUGCUGCCGCCCAUGCCGUCAGUCAAUGAUUUCCUGCAGCAAAUAGGCGUCACGCUGCACCAGGUGCACCAAGAAUAUGCUGCCAUUCAGGCAGGUGCCGCCUUUGAGUCGACUCAAAAGCAUUCUCUCCCCUCCCCUCCCCUCCGCCUCUUCCCAGGUGCACCAAGAGUGCACCAAGAAUAUGCUGCCAUUCAGGCAGGUGCCGCCUUUGAGUCGACUCAAAAGCAUUCUCUCCCCUCCCUUCCCCCUCUUCCCAGGUGCACCAAGAAUAUGCGGCCAUUCAGGCAGUGUUAUGGCACAGGAGGGAAUGAUGAAAGAAGUAGCCUUACCAGAAUCGUGAUGGAGUGGGGGAGGGUGUUGCUUUCUGGCGGAGGUAUUUAUGGGGAAAGAGGGGAGGUUGGGAAGGUGCGAACUGGGAUACGGUAG
This is a messenger RNA of Closterium sp. Naga37s-1, 3075 nucleotides long. The record is from the annotation of a GenBank genome assembly. NCBI's taxonomy places the organism in Eukaryota, Viridiplantae, Streptophyta, Zygnematophyceae, Desmidiales, Closteriaceae.